Molecule: messenger RNA, 1395 nt
Organism: Rhododendron vialii
Lineage: Eukaryota; Viridiplantae; Streptophyta; Magnoliopsida; Ericales; Ericaceae
Product: aspartic proteinase CDR1-like
Exons: 1
Coding region: 1-1395 (464 amino acids)
Cellular component (GO): extracellular region
Source: RefSeq, a predicted model, not a curated record
AUGGCUACGAAGUUUCUCUUUAAUUUCAUCUACAUAUUUGGGGCGGCAACGUUAACGGUCCCUCCUUCUCAGGCGAAUCAUUCUGCUGGUUUGUCUAGAGACUUACCUAGUAUUACGUCUCUAGUCUUCUCACCGCCGUCGGCAAACAAGUCUGCAAUUUCUUUGGCAGAUCCGCCGUCGGUGGAGAUCUCGUUCUCCUUGCCUCUCAUACAUCAAACAUCACCCCUAUCGCCGUUCUAUAAUCCCAAUGUAAGUGAGGGAGAAAUAUUUCGAGAGAACUUGAGAAUAAGUAGGGAACGAGCGCAGUACAUGUACCUCAAACGAGCGCCGGGAACAUCACUCUUCCAAAUCCCGGUAAGUCAUGAUUUUGUCAUCCUAUACUCCAUUGGGACUCCUCCGGUUGAAACCUACGGUGUUCCUGACACGGGUAGUGACUUGGUAUGGUUACAAUGCGAACCAUGUCAAACUUGCUAUGACCAAACCACAACACGUUUCGACUCGCGAGAAUCGUCAACAUACGAGGUAGUUGAAUGCGAUUCUAGUCUAUGUUCGGGUUUCAAAAAUAAGAUGACUUGUGACGACGACGGCUAUUGCGCGUACGGGGUGCGUUAUGUUGACGGAUCUUAUAGUCGCGGCAACAUUGCCGAAGAGAUAAUAACAGUGGCCAGUCAGCAUUCUACACGUCGUAUUGCUCUACUGAUCGGCUGCGGAUUUAGUAACAUGAUGAAAUCGGGGAAAAAAUAUCCAAGUGUGGUUGGAUUACAAAACUCCGAACGUUCACUCAUUGGACAAAUACGAUCUCCAGCCUUUUCAUUUUGUCACGACAACAAGAAUAAUGGCUCAUUUCAAGUAGGAAGGUUUACUGCACGACUGUGGGGAAAGUCAACGUCACUUGUCCCAAACUAUGAAGGUAUGUAUCUUGUCAGACUUGAGGACAUCAUGGUUAACGACGAGGGCUUGAACAUGCCUUACUACGUAUUUGAACAUGUUACCGGCAAUCCGGGUGACGAGACGAGCGGGGUAGUGAUCGACUCGGGAGCAGGAGUUACUCAUCUACACCCCACGGCAUUCGAUGCGCUGCUCGCUAAAAUCAGUGCACAUAUGGAGAAGAAGGGCAAGAGCAUGUCCUACAUAUGGGGUUUGUAUUGUUGGGAUAAUCCUGGGGGAGUUGGCGAUCCUUCAUUGCCAACCAUAUCGUUUAUAUUUCUUGAUAUUAAGCUUAGACUUGGUCGCAAUGCGUGGCGUCAAGAAGGACGAUAUACUUGUUUGAUGAUUGCUCGAUUUCCGCGGCGUUUUACCAUUAUCGGCCGUUACCAACUAAGGAACAUUAACGUCGGGUUUGAUUUGAAGAAUAUGAAACUCUGGCUUGAGGUCCAGUCUGAGUGUGUUCCCUAG